CACCACCAUGGUCCUCUACCUCAUCGGCCUCGGCCUCGCCGACGAGAAGGACAUCUCGCUGCGCGGCCUCGAGGCGGUGCGCUCGUCGGUGCGUGUGUACCUCGAGGCAUACACGAGCAUCCUGCUCGCGCCCACCGAGGCGCUCGAGGCGCUCUACGGCGUGCCCGUCACGCUGGCGCACCGCGAGACCGUCGAGCUCGAGGCCGACGCCAUCCUGCGCGAUGCACGCACGCACAACGUCAGCUUCUGCGUCGUCGGCGACCCGCUCAGCGCCACGACGCACACGGACCUCGUGCUGCGCGCGCGCGCCGCCGGCGUGCCCGUGCGCAUCAUCCACAACGCCAGCAUCAUGACGGCGCUCGCCAGCAGCGGCCUGCAGGCCUACAACUUCGGCCAGACGGUCAGCGUGCCCUUCUGGAGCGAGCACUGGCGCCCCGACAGCUGGCUGCCGCGCAUUGCCGAGAAUGUGCAGCACGGCAUGCACACGCUCGUGCUCGGCGACAUCAAGGUGCGCGAGCAGAGCGAGGCGGACAUGGCCCGCGGCGUGCUGCGCUACCAGAAGCCGCGAUACAUGCUCGUGCCGCAGCUCGUCGAGCAGCUGCUCGCCGCAUCGGCGUCGCACUUUGCCUCGGGCAGCACGACGCUGCCGGGCCCCGCAUGCGUGCUGGACGCCGACCGCACGCUCGCCGUCGCGCUCUGCCGCAUGGGCACCGACGAGGAGGGCAUCUAUUCGGGCACGCUCGGCGAGCUGCUGGCGCUGGCGCAGGCAACGCCAGAGGAGGCCGCCCGCGACGAGGCCGAGGACGACGCCGACGAGAUGGCCAGCGAGACGGAGCUCGAGGCGCGGCGAGCGGCACGCGCAGAGGAGCGCGCGAAGAAGGCCUUUGGCGGGCCGCUGCACUCGCUCGUGCUCGUUGGCGCGCGUAUCCACGGGCUGGAGGCCAAGUACGCGGGCAUGUUCCAGGUCAAGGGCUCGCGGUGGGAUGAGGUGGCGCGCGACGUGUAUGGCUGUCGGGAAUGAGAGGGACGAUGUCUUGAGGGAAUGUGCUGCACGCUUGAGCUCAGGCGAGGCUACAUCGUUAAUCAGGCAGCCAGACGGAACGACGGAUGCAGCAGCCGCCCGGUGGCCGUCCACAG
Tilletiopsis washingtonensis is the source of this 1137-nucleotide messenger RNA. Its product is annotated as putative DPH5-diphthamide methyltransferase. The record is from RefSeq and is a predicted model, not a curated record. NCBI's taxonomy places the organism in Eukaryota, Fungi, Basidiomycota, Exobasidiomycetes, Entylomatales. Gene Ontology annotation, biological process: protein histidyl modification to diphthamide. The transcript is spliced from 3 exons. Gene Ontology annotation, molecular function: diphthine synthase activity. Bases 8 to 1021 code for a protein of 337 amino acids.